Nanorana parkeri is the source of this 933-nucleotide messenger RNA. RefSeq names its product olfactory receptor 10A7-like. NCBI's taxonomy places the organism in Eukaryota, Metazoa, Chordata, Amphibia, Anura, Dicroglossidae. Gene Ontology annotation, molecular function: G protein-coupled receptor activity; olfactory receptor activity. Bases 1 to 933 code for a protein of 310 amino acids. Gene Ontology annotation, biological process: G protein-coupled receptor signaling pathway. The record is from RefSeq and is a predicted model, not a curated record. Gene Ontology annotation, cellular component: membrane. The transcript has a single exon.
AUGGCAGCUACCAAUGAGACUUUUUGGCAUGACUUUAUCUUAUUGGGAUUUCCAGAAGAACAAAUAUUAUUCUCAAUUCUAAUUGCUCUAAUCUACACAAUGACUGUUCUAGGAAACCUCACGGUCUUUAGCAUCACUCAAGUGGACAGCCGCCUCCAAUCACCGAUGUAUUUUUUCCUGGCUUGUCUAUCUUUACUAGAUGUCUGUUACUCUUCCGUUACUCUUCCAGCCAUGUUGGCCAAUGCCAUAACAGGCAACAGAACGAUUUCCUUCAUUAGAUGUCUUACACAACUCUAUUUCUUUGUCUGCUUUGGAGGAACGGAAUGCCUUCUUCUGGCUGUCAUGGCUUAUGACCGAUACGUAGCAAUAUGUAACCCGCUCCACCACACCACCACAAUGAACAGGAAGGUCUGUUUAUACUUUGUGGCAGGGUACUGGUUCUGUGGGUUUACGAAUGCGACCUUUCACACCUUGAUGACUUUAAAACGUACUUUUUGUGUUCCCCCACAUAUCAGCCACUACUUCUGUGAUGUUCUUCCUUUGUUACAAGCGGCUUGUAGUGAUAUACAUGAAAGUCAGUUGGUUUUACACCUUGUUGCCCUAUUCAUUGGGAUGGCUCCAUUCAUUCUUAUAACAAAUUCAUACAUCCGUAUUAUUUCCGCCAUACUGAAAAUCCGCUCCACCACAGGAAGGCAGAAGGUCUUCUCCACCUGUUCAUCCCACCUCAUUGUUGUAACAGUGUUCUACAUAACUGGCAACUUUACCUACAAUAGCCCACAUUCUGGAGAUUCCUUUGUCUUUGUUCGAGUGUCGUCUCUUCUAUACGGUAUUGUUCCCCCAUUGCUGAAUCCCGUUAUUUACUGUCUGAGAAAUAAUGAGGUGAAGAGAGCCUUGAAGGACGUUCUUACUAAAUUUUAUACUUCAUUCGGAUGA